This is a messenger RNA of Leptinotarsa decemlineata (Colorado potato beetle), 1576 nucleotides long. RefSeq names its product beta-1,3-galactosyltransferase 1. Gene Ontology annotation, molecular function: hexosyltransferase activity. NCBI's taxonomy places the organism in Eukaryota, Metazoa, Arthropoda, Insecta, Coleoptera, Chrysomelidae. Gene Ontology annotation, cellular component: Golgi membrane. Gene Ontology annotation, biological process: protein O-linked glycosylation. The record is from RefSeq and is a predicted model, not a curated record.
AUGUUUUAUCUUAUUCACAUGUGAGUUAUAGAUAGUGCAGUAAAACUUUCAGAAUCAAAUUUAAGCAGAGGCGCAGAAAUUAUUUUAAUAAUCAGAGUCGAAUGAAAACAUACGUUUUCACUUACGAAGUAGAAUAGAAACUUCUGGUGAAGUAGAGGUGGUAACUAGAAGGGAGUUGAGGAAUAUUGGCUUAGGUAUUCAAGGUGAGACUGCCCAGGAGCUAUCAUCAUUUGAACUGGUUCUUCUAGCUUUCAAACAUCGAGAUCUGAUAGAGUUCCAAUAGGUCAUCUCAGAUUUCCAACUGUCUCAAUCCUUCAGACUCAUGAGUAUGGUGGUGUCAUCGCUACCUCAGGUGCGUUUUGAGCAUUUCGUCAUAUUUGCCAUAGCUCUGUUAUCUCUCUUCCUGUGUAUCUCAUACCUCAACUUCAAUCAGCUUGACCUAACGGCCAGUAGUGCCAGUCUAUUCGAGAAGCAACAUCAGACCACUUCACACGUUCAUAAAACUUCGGAAGUGUCUACUCUCCCAUUCUCCCCCAACACCGUGAACAGUACUUCCAAAAGUAGCAAUUGGCAGGAAAUAGAUCUGAAUGGUGGAAUAACAACUGACGUAAUCUAUGAAGCCGGUUACAUAGACCUAAAUUCUCAAAUAUGUCCCAAUUCAGGCAAAAAUCUGAAGCUACUGAUUGCCGUAACCUCAGCCCCCAGUCACGACAGUGCCCGAGUAGCAGUGAGAGAAACGUGGGGCCAUUUCGCUUUAAGAAAAGACAUAGCCAUAGCUUUCUUAUUAGGCGCCACAUCGGAUCAAACGCUUAAUGGCAAAAUAGAACAGGAACAAGAAAUUUUCGGUGACAUUAUCAGAGGAAAUUUCAUCGACACUUACGACAAUCUCACACUCAAAACUAUAUCAAUGUUGGAAUGGGUGAACAAUUUUUGUUCGGAAGCUCAAUUCGUACUCAAAACAGAUGACGACAUGUUUAUCAAUGUGUCACGUCUUCUUGCCUUCAUCGCAAAACAUAAACCUGAACGAAGAGCAAUUUAUGGUCGAUUGGUCAGUAAAUGGGAGCCUGUUAGGGACAAACAUUCUAGGUAUUAUAUAUCUCCGCAGCAAUAUGAGCCGUCAAUAUUUCCAAAUUUCACUACUGGCCCUGCUUAUUUAUUCCCAGCACAAAUGUCCGAAGAACUUCACAAAGCAUCGUUGAAUUAUACAUAUGUCAAAUUGGAGGACGUGUUUGUGACAGGCAUUGUUGCGAAUGAUUUGAAAAUCGAAAGAGUAAAUGCUCCAGAAUUUCUUAAUACACAGAUAUCAUUUGAACCUUGUGUUAUCCAGAAGAAAAUUAGUAUACACAACGUUAAUAGUGACCAACAGUAUGACUUAUGGAAAAAACUGCAUGAUGUUACCAAUUGUGAAAAAUGAGCGUGGUCGUUUCGAUAUUCGAAACCAGUACGAACUUACGAAUAAUUUUUAUUCAGUCGCUUCAUCCAAUAAUCAAUAUCUCAUGUAUAAGUUUAUUUAUAGACGUGAUAUGACAAAAUUCCCAAUUUAUUUUGGAAACAAAUAUAACACAUCAAAUUUCAA